AUGUCAGAUUCCAACACCACCCACUUCAGUAAUCCCUCCAACUUCAUCCUGCUGGGCUUUCCUGGCCUGGAGACAGCCUACGCCUGGAUCUCCAUCCCCUUCUGCAGCACAUACACCAUAUCCGUGCUGGGGAAUUUCACCAUCCUGUUCAUUGUCAAGAGGGAGCUGAGCCUCCAUGAGCCCAUGUACUAUUUCCUCUGCAUGCUGGCCGUCACCGACCUGGUCUUGCAGUGGCCGUACUGCAGAACCAACAUCAUCCCCCACACGUACUGUGAGCACUUGUCUGUGCUGAAGCUGGCCUGUGCUGACACACGUUCCUAUGGCCUCUUCGUGAUAUUCUUUGUGACGGGCCAAGAUGUGUUUUUUAUCAUGAUAUCCUAUACCCAGAUCCUCAGGGCCGUCUUCAGCCUCCCCACCAAAGAUGCUUGGCUCAAGACUUUUGGGACGUGUAGCGCUCACUUUUCGGCCAUUUUAGCUUUCUACAUUCCAGCUCUCUUCUCCUAUCUCACGCACCGGUUUGGCCACAAUGUGGCCCUGCAUUUCCACGUACUCAUUGGCAGCAUCUACAUCCUUGUGCCCCCCAUGCUGAACCCCAUCAUCUAUGGGGUCCAGGGCUUCCUUCUCAAAGCCAGGUAUUUAUGCAUCGAGCACCAUCCUACACCAAGGACAGAUAGAAGAAGUCAGGAGAACAAACGGCGCCUACAGGAAAUAGCAGACAGGAAGCUGGAACUGCCUCAGACUAAUCCACCUUCGCCUUUCCUUCAUGGCAGAUACCAAUGCCACCCACUUCACCAACCCCUCCCUGGGCUGGAGACAGCCCACGUCUGGAUCUCCAUCCCCUUCUGUGCCAUGUAUGUCAUAGCCCUCUUGGGGAACUCCACCAUCCUGUUCAUUGUGAAGAAGGAGUCCAGUCUCCAUGAGCCCAUGUAUUAUUUUCUCUGCAUGCUGGCCGUCACCGACCUGGUCCUGACAACCUCCAUCCUGCCCAAAAUGUUGAGUAUCUUCUGGUUUAAUUCCAGGGAGAUCGAUUUCAGCGCCUGCCUCACCCAGAUGUUCUUCAUUCACUGCUUCUUUUCAAUAGAGUCUGGGAUCUUCGUGGCCAUGGCCUUUGAUCGCUACGUGGCCAUUUGCCAUCCCCUGAGAUACUGCACCAUCCUCACAAACCCUGUAGUGACCAAAUUUAGCCUGGCUGUGGUGCUGCGCAGCAGCAUAUUCAUACUGCCCAAUUUCUUCCUGGCCAGGCAGUGGCCGUACUGCAGAACCAACAUCAUCCCCCACACGUACUGUGAGCACAUGGCUGUGGUGAAGCUGGCCUGUGCCGACAUCAGUAUCAGUAGUUCCUACGGCCUUUUUGUGGUAUUUUUUGUGACAGGUCUGGAUGUGCUUUUUAUCAUGGUGUCCUAUACUCAGAUCCUCAGGGCCGUCUUCAGCCUCCCCACCAAAGAUGCUUGGCUCAAGACUUUUGGGACCUGCAGCGCUCACUUUUCUGCCAUUUUAGCUUUCUACAUCCCAGGUCUCUUUUCAUUUCUCACGCACCGGUUUGGCCACAACGUGGCCCUGCACUUUCACAUUCUCAUUGGCACCAUCUAUCUCCUGGUACCUCCCAUGUUGAACCCCAUCAUCUAUGGGGUGAGGACCAGGCAGAUCCGGGACAGACUACUCUGUCUAUUUAUUAAGAAAGAGACCUGA
Pelodiscus sinensis (Chinese soft-shelled turtle) is the source of this 1689-nucleotide messenger RNA. Its product is annotated as olfactory receptor 52E8-like. NCBI's taxonomy places the organism in Eukaryota, Metazoa, Chordata, Testudines, Trionychidae. Gene Ontology annotation, biological process: G protein-coupled receptor signaling pathway. The record is from RefSeq and is a predicted model, not a curated record. Gene Ontology annotation, cellular component: plasma membrane. Gene Ontology annotation, molecular function: olfactory receptor activity; G protein-coupled receptor activity.